This is a messenger RNA of Linum trigynum, 12963 nucleotides long. The record is from the annotation of a GenBank genome assembly. NCBI's taxonomy places the organism in Eukaryota, Viridiplantae, Streptophyta, Magnoliopsida, Malpighiales, Linaceae.
UCACAAAUUAACUAUACAAAUUGUUCAACACCAAUCUAAAAAACUCAAGAAAAUUGAAGUAAAUCACAAAUUAUCCAUAAAUAACAUGAUUAAUUGAAAGCUUCUUCCUUUCAAUUAAGUUUCUUCAUUCUCCACUCGAUAGCAUCAACUUCAUUCCACACAAUUAGAAAGAAAAAAUUAGCAUGUCUCCACAAACAUAAAUAAGAUUAGUUGUUUAGAAUAUUAGAUAUACCGAGAAAAUUAAUUAUAUGGGUCUGGACGGGUACCCAUGGGCCGGGUUUACCUAAACCCAACUCGGUGAAUAGUAAAUGGGUUAAAACUCAAACCCGGCCCAAACCCCGUCAACACGGAUUUUACCCGCGUUGACCGGGUUGGGUCGGAUGGGUACCUGUGGGUUCGGGUUUUGUUGCCAUCCCUAGCUCUGAUCAUAUACCCAUACAGAUAAAGCUGAAUUUGGAGGAAGGAGAGAUUACUUGGGGGUGGAGCUUCAGAUAUGAACCAUAUUGGGAAAAGCAUGAAGAUUGUAGCAAAAUAAUACAAGAUGGGUGGCUGGCACAUCCAAGUCUUGGAAUAAUGGAUCGGAUAAAAAAUUGUGAAAAUAGCAAGGUUUAAGUCAUUCUCGUCUCUCACCUAAUCUCUUAUUAUUUUCAUAACACCAAAAAACAAACACCAGUAUUAGGAUUUUCUCAAGAAAUAGCACUGUUUAAAAAAAAUUACAAAAGUAGCACCCAAUCCCGAAGAAUGCCAAAGAUAGCACCCUUUCUAAAAAACCGCCACCCCACCCCGCAAUUUACACGAAAAUCGUUGAGUGGGGGCGCGGUGUUCAACAAAAACCGCUUUGGUUUGGUGCAGUUUUCCAAACCGCUUGGGUGAUGGGCGGUUUUGUCCUAUUUUUUUCCGAUUAGUCCUAACCUAGGUGGAAACUUUAAACGAACGUAUCUUUGUGCUCGGGUAUCCGAUCGUGGUAAAUUUUUUUGAUCCUGCAUAGCUUUUUGAGAUCUUGCAAGCCGUAAAUCGCUAGCAUUCGUCGCGAAAAUACGUUUCUUGCUACCUCGAACGAGCUUUUUUCCGAUUUCGCCAAACUUCGAACGACCAUAACUUUGUGCUCUGUAAUCCGAACGUGAUGAAAUUUUGUUUGAUUCUGCAUAAAAUUUCAAGGACUUUGGAGCACAAAGUUAUGACAGCCCAAAGUUUGACGAAAUUGAAAAAAGCUCGUUCGAGAUAGCAAACGAUGUUUUUUCGCGACGAAAACGGGCGUUUUCUGGCUUGCAAGAUCUCAAAAAGUUAUGCGAGAUAAUUUUUUUUUGCUACGAUCGGAUACCCGAGCACAAAGAUACGGUCUUUUGAAGUUUCCACCUAGGUUAGGAAUAAUCGGAAAAAAUAGGACCAAACCACUGGGUGGCCCAGCGGUUUUGAACCAAACCGUCCCAGACCAAAGCGGUUUUUGUUGAAAACUGUGCCCCCACCCAGCGCUUUUCGUGUUAACCGCAAGGUGGGGUGGCGGUUUUUGAGAAAUUGUGCUAUUUUUGUAAAAAAAAGUUAAACAAUGCUAUUCUAAAAAAAUCAUAGUAUUAGUCGUCUCUCAGCCUCCAAUUCGUCAAAUUAAACAUUAUCAAUGUCAAGAGCACGUCUCCUCUAUUCUCCUUAUCCAUGUCCUAUCUCUAGGCAACUCAAGGGGACCGGAUCAUGUCAGUAUCUUUGCUAUCAGUAAUUGUCAGUAAUCCAAUCAUCUGUCCCCACGUGUCAGCUUUUUCUUUUUAUUUAAAUUAAACACGGAGGGGCACUAAGGUAAAAUUGCACCCUAUUUAAUGAUGACGCUGACGCGCUGACGGUGACUUUUUGACCAGACGCGGAUCCCAUUCCCCCACCCCACACUGGUUGUCUGGUUCCCCCUCUCUCUCACUCUUUGUUUUAUUUUAUUAUUAAAAGAAAAAAUAUAUAUUAUUUCUUCUCUCUCCCGUCUACAACAAAAAUGAAUCUAACCAUCCUAACUAUCCCUAAACUAAUUCCAGCUCAAAUUGAAUGAUGAUUUUUUCGUUAAAUAAUACAUUUUUAAAAACACUAAUUACAGGUAUAAAUAUGAUUAUCACUUUCUACUAUCAUGGUAAAACAUGGUAAAAUAUGUUGAAGAAAAUUACGAUUCUAACUACCAUACAAUACCACAUGGUAAAACGUGGUAAAACAUGGCAAAAUAUGUUGAAGAAAAUAAAAAAAUCUAACUACCAUACAAUACCACAUGGUAUAACGUGGUAAAACAUGCUACAGAAAUUUACAAAUCUAAUUACCAUACCAUACCAUAUGGUAUAACAUGCUAAAAUAAAAUUACAAAUCAAACUACCACCACAUGGUAUAACUUGGUAAACCAUGCUACAGAAAAUUAUAAAUCUAACUAGCAUACAAUACCACCAUAGUAGAACAUUGUAAAUCAAAGGACCACAAAUUAAUUAUAAUUACCAUAUAAUACCACAUGGUUUGAGAAGGUAAGACCAUGUAAAUCUAAUUACAACCCUCUACGACCAUAGUAAAAACAUGAUAUUCAUAAAAAUACAUUUCGUUACCACACAUUACCAUAUGGUAUAGACACAUUACCAUAUGAUAUAUACACAUUACUAUAUGGUAUUUAAACAUUACCAUAUGCUAUAGUGUGGUAAUCUCAAUAUAUAUAUAUAUAUAUAUAUAUAUAUAUGGGUCAGACUGGUGUACGUUAGGCGUAUACUAUACGUCAGGUACUACUAGUGAGAUAUCUAUAUCUAGACCAUGAAUUAAAUCGAGUUUGGGGUAUGAUACUAUACCCUAACCUCUAAUGGAUAAACCCCAGGCACCGAUUUUCUAAACCCCAACCUGAAGUUUGAUUUAAUGAAAAACAAAAAUUGACCGUUGAGAUCGACCGGAGCUCAUCUAAGUACAUCUAACGGCUAGAUCACCUGACGUAUAGUAUACGCCUGACGUACACCAGUCAUCACCAUAUAUAUAUAUAUAUAUAUAUAUAUAUAUAUAUAUAUAUAUAUAUACACAAUUACGACUUUCUUCACUUUCUUCUCUCCUUUCAUUGUCUUCUAACUCUUCUUUCUCGGAACUGGUGCCGAUUACCACCCACUACCACCAUGAUAAAACUCGUGACUAUAAAAAUACAUUUAGUUAGCACACAUUACCAUAUGGUAUAGUGUGGUAAUAUCAAUAUAUAUUCUCAAAGAAGGGGAAACAGAAGGAGGAAGGGAAAUUUUUUUUUGUCUUUUGUCUCCUCUCAUUUACUCCUCCGCAAUCAAGAACACCAAAUGCAAAAAGAAAGAAAAAGAGGAAGAAGAUCGGAAUUAAUUCACAAACAAAUACUAAAACACAAAAGAUGCAAACUCAACUCACCUAGAUCUGUCCCCUCUUUGACAAUAUGGAGCAUCAUCGAUUUUGAGGCCGAGAAAAGAAAAAAACAGAAGGAAGGAGCAGGUUGAGAAAAGAAGGAUUUGGAGCGUCACCGAAUUUGAGGUGGGAGGCUGAAAUUUCUUCAUUGAUUAUUGGAGAAAAAAUGAAGAACAAGGAAGAAAGGAGAUUUAGAUUUGGAAAAAAGAGUUUGGAAGAGAGAAAGAAAGAGAGAAAGAGAAAAGAGAGAGGAAGAGAGAAGUUUGCUCUUCUCUUUCCUCUUUCCUCCAUUAAAAGACAAACAUAUAAAUGCUGGAAAAAAAAAAGGAAAGAAAUCAAAUUUCAAAAAUCGGACAAAAAUGCCCCUCCUCACUCCGCGUGCAGCCCAACCAUAUAAUAAUGUCAUCCCUAAAUUUACGGUCCGGAUUUAAUACUGACAGGUCAGUAACCAUUGGUUACUGACUCUAUCCUCUGCCCAACUCAAGACUCUUUGCUUAGUCUAUUUGUUUUAAAUUUAACAAUCAAAUCUAAUUUAUAUAUUUAAUUAUUAAUUGCAAAGGUGAUUAAUUUCAUAUUCGAUAAUACCGAUUGAGAUACCGAAUAUUUAGAAAUUGAGAUUGAGAUUGAUUUUUGGAAUUCCAGUAUUUGGUAUUGAAAUACCAAUAUCGUACUGAUUUUCACCACUACCUACGACUACUAAUGAAGGAACUUACUUCAUUUUUUUUUUUACUAAAGAAUGUCAAUUGUUUUCUGUUUAGUUUAAACCCGCAAAAUUUGCGGGAGACACCACUAGAGUUUAAUUAAAUAUAUGUUGCCAGUUUAUGCGGAUCGCAAUAGACCAACGCAGACUGGGACUGCCUAUUCCCCAAAUCUCGAUGGAAUGCUCCUCUUUUUGCUCACUCACUCACUCACUUCCAUUUUUUUUACUGUGCCUUGCCUUCUUUUAUUUUGCGUCGUUUUAACUUUUAACAGUCAAACUCCGCUACCGCUACAUACGAAUAUAAUGCAAGCUGGUAAAGUAAAGUUUUUAUUAUUUGAAUCCCAGUGCACAGAGUGGACUUUUGGUUAAUGUGAGAAGAAAAAUGGAGCCUGCCCGGGAGACGCGGAUCUAGCUAUAGAGUGCAGUGCAGUCGCCGCCGCGGUUUCCCACCGUCCUGAAUGUGCCAAUCAUUCAAUGCGAGGCACAGAUAGGAAGCUUUACUUUUCUGCACAUAAAUUAGUAGGUGAGUAAAUUCCGGCGAGCAAACUCUAGUAAUUAAAUUCAAUCAAUGCAUUUUUAAUUUCUUGAACAACAAAAAUCAAUACGGUGCACACCUCUCCGAAUAAACUUCGAACAAUCGUAACUUUGCGCUCGCUUAUCCGAUCGACACACAUAGCGGCGGAUCCAGAAUAUAAGAGAGCACUGGGCCGCAUUUGAAUAGAAUAUUAUAUACCAUAAACAAAAAUAUAUAAUAAUAUAGUUUUCAUUACAAUGUCAAUUGUACAAGAAAGUCUUUUAAUUUAGCAAAUUCAUCAAUAAUAUAAUCUCCAUUCAUACUGAUAAUAUACUCAUUUCAAAGAAAAUAGCUAAGUAAUCAACGUGAAAUUCAUCGCUCAUUUUGUUGCACAAAUCAAUGUUCAUGUUCCAUUGCUGAAAAUAUUCUCUCCAUGGUAGUUGUUGAAACGGCUAGGUCAACACUAGACAAAUCAACCGAGAAAUCAAUUUGUAUUAUGUGUCCAUCCCUGUUUCCUCCAGCUUCUCUAAUAAUUUUGCAAGAGAAGAAACUUCAUCUUCCUCACAUGAGUAGUGCGUUCUCCAAAGAAUGCAUCUCAUAGCAUUCAAAGUCUCGAGGCUAAACUGUUGAGCAAGUUUGUAAAUAUUUUCUUCAUCAAAACACCAAAAAGAACGGUUAGAAUCUAGUGCCCCACUCAAUUGAGGCAAUCUAAAUGAUGACUCAGGAAGUUUGUAAAUAUUUUCUUAAUCAAAAGAAUGGAAAGAAAACCAGCUCGACGGGUUGGUGGAGAAAUCCAUUUUGGGUAUGCUCGUCUCCUAGUUCUUGUUUUGUUUUGGGGGAAUUGGGAAAUUUUUUGAAUUUUUCAAGGAAGGGUGUGCUUUAGUUUAGAGGUUUUAUUUUUUAUUUUAAUGAAACUUACACUUUUAGGUUUUCAUGUCUUUUUUCAAAUAAAGUCAUUGGGGCUAUAGAAAAUGUAUUAUAAAUUUAGAGUAAUGGUUUGGAUAUGUUCAUCUAAACCAUUUUUCUAGUUACACAAAAUCCUAUUAUCAAAUAAAACUAAACAGGAAUUUAAAUAGCAUUGGGCCAAAUACCUAAAUCGAAAAAUUUUAUGAGCACUAAACUAACUCUGGAUCCGAAGGAAAGUUGGGCCGGGGCCUGGGGUGGCCCAGCCCUGAAUCCGCCACUGGACACACAAACUAUAUUUUUCAUUUUGCAUAACUUUUCAAGAAUUACAACUUCUAUUAUAGAAGUUCAACAAUAAAUGUGCUGAUUUUCUAGCUAGCCGCGGGCAACCCCUUUGGUGUUUCACUCUGUGUCUAUUUCAUAUCCUGCUCUUUGUCAAUUCCUUUUGUAUGACUGUCAAUGUCUCCCAGAGCCUCGUAUUAUAAAAGUUAUAUGCGGAAAGUUGAAAAUUAAUGUAAAGUUCGCUGGAAUUGAUCGUGAUCUAGAUUGACUCGCUUUAGUCUCUAGCAAUUUGGCUAAAAAUCGCUUUAAGUCUAUAAUGAUCGGGCACUUAUAACAUUAAACACCAGAGCUGCUCCAAACUUGUAUAUUAUACUAUUAAUUUGUUUUGUGCAAGUGUUGUAUAUUAGGAAUAUUUUUAGCAAGUCUUACAAUCAGAAUUAAAAAUAAAAAAGAUCCAACACUUCUCUAUCCUUGCUACUUCACUCCACAAUUAUAUGUUUCCCUUCAAUUCAAAGGGAUCCAAGCACACACAAAAAAAGAAAUACAAAUCAUAGAGAAAUGGAGUCUCCACGUAAACCGAAAGCUCUGUCAACAAACCUCUUCUUCCUGUUCCUUCUCCUCUCCACCAACCUCAUCACUCUCUUCCUCUCCUCCACCUUCUACUCAUCCUCCUCCUGCUCCCUCUCCUCCGCCGCCACCACUCUCAUCCCUUCCUCCGGUGGAGACUCAUCUUCAACCCCGCCACAACCGCUUCGCACCUCCCAAUCAAUCGCUUCCACCGAUGAGGAGGAUCUUCCGGCGGAGUUCAUCGCCUUCACCUCCGGCCAGGUCCUGCCCUUCGGCUUCAACACCAACUUCGACUCGGACAAGAUCUACCCGCCGGUGGGGAGCUCGUGCAGCCGGUUCCCGGAGGAGCUCCGGCGGUUCAUGUCGUACGAAGUCAACGGGUCGUGCCCCGACGACGAGCUGCUCGCCCAGAAGCUGCUCCUGAAAGGGUGCGAGCCGCUGCCACGGCGGAGGUGCCGCCCCGCCACCCAGAACCACUGCGUGGAGCCGUACCCGCUGCCGGAGUCGCAGUGGAAGACUCCGCCUGACUCCUCCGUCGUCUGGACAGCCUACACUUGCAAAAACUACCAGUGUCUCAUAGACAGGUACAUAAAGCAAAAGGGGUUCGACGAUUGCAAGGACUGCUUCGACCUGAACGGCCGAGAGAGGAGCCGGUGGGCGUCCAGCAAGAUCGUCCCGGGCAGCCUCGACUUCACCAUCGACGAGGUCCUCUCCCUCCGCGCCCCGGGCACCGUCCGCAUCGGCCUCGACAUCGGCGGCGGCGUGGCCACGUUCGCCGUCCGGAUGAAGGAGCGCAACGUGACCGUCAUCACCACGUCCAUGAACCUCAACGGGCCCUUCAACAACUUCAUCGCGUCGCGCGGGGUGAUCCCCAUGUACGUCAGCAUCUCGCAGCGGCUGCCCUUCUUCGACAACACCAUGGACAUCGUCCACUCCAUGCACGUGCUCAGCAACUGGAUCCCCACCACGCUGCUCCACUUCCUCGUGUUCGACGUCUACCGGGUGCUCCGGCCCGGCGGCCUCUUCUGGCUCGACCACUUCUUCUGCGUCGGGGACGAGCUCAGGGACGUGUACGGGCCGCUCAUCCGCAGCGUUGGGUUCAGGAAGGUGAAGUGGGUGGUUGGGAGGAAGCUUGACCGUGGGGAGGAGCUCAGGGAGAUGUACCUGUCUGCUCUGCUUGAGAAGCCCUUGGACAACUCUUGGUGAUGAUGAUUAUUAAGGGCUGAUCAUCAUUGACCUUGAUUUAAUAUAUGUAGUUUUGCCCCCAUAUCUUGAUUUUGUUUAAUGUGGGAUUUUUAUAUUUAAGGGUGUAGUUUGGUAGCUGUUACAUUUGCAAUUUAGCACUUCUACUUCAUUUGUCUUUUUUUUUUAAAUUAUAAUUAUAAUCCGUUUUUGCUUAAUUUCAUUUGUCUUAUCCAAUAAACUAAAGUGGAAAGCGAACUUACAAAACCAGUUGCACUUUUCUUCUCCUACUAAUGUAGUAUUUCCUUUAAUUCUUUUGACUACUCUAACACCCUUUAAGUCUUAUUUCCUUUAAUUUAUAGCCUUAUAUGACGCAAGAAUUACAAUGAGACAAUUGGGUCAAUGAUCAUGUACCCAAUUUUCCUCCUACCAAGCUAAGGUAGGAAAAUAUCCCAAGUUACACAUGUUUUUCAAAAAAAUUCGCAAAAUACACAUGCUAUGAAAAAAAAAUUCCCAAUCUACGCAUGUUUGGGCCUUCACCGCGGCAGAGCAAGGCGGUGAUUGCACAAUCACCGCAUGAAAGAAGAGCGAUGAUUGCAUCACCGCAUGUGAGGAGGGCGUGAUUGCAUCACCGCUGUAGAGGAAGGCGGUGAUUACAACACCACUGUAGAGGAAGGCGGUGAAAGCCUGACCUGCGUCGAAACUUUAAACGAACGUAACUUUGUGCUCAGUUAUCCGAUCGUAGCAAACUUUUUUUUGAUUCCGUAUAAUUUUUCGAGAUCUUGCAAGCCGCAAACCACCGCCUUCGUCCCAAAAAAAUGUCGUUUGCUACCCCGAACGAGCCUUUUUUCAAUUUCGUCAAAACUUUGAACGACCAUAACUUUGUGCUUGACAAUCCGAAAAUCAUGAAUUUUUUUUAUUUCACAUAACUUUUUAAGGACUACAAUUAUUAUCAUAGACAUAAUUUCGUAAUGUACUUGGAUUCCUGAAAAGGGAAGGUAAAGUUAUUCACAAAACCCUGUAUAUCCAAAAAUAAUUCAUUUUUUGAAAAUUCUCUCCUACUAAAAAUUGUAGCCCUUAAAAAGUUAUGUGAAAUAAAAAAAAUUAAUGAUUUUCCGAUGUGGAGCACAAAGUUAUGGUCGUUCAAAGUUUGACGAAAUCGAAAAAGGCUCGUUCGGGGUAGCAAAUGACUUUUUUCGGGACGAAGGCAGGACCAAAAAUCCUACGGCGUUUGCAGCUUGCAAGAUCUCAAAAAAUUAUGCGGAAUAAAAAAAAAUCGCUACGAUCGGAUAACCGAGCACAAAGUUACGUUUGUUUAAAGUUUCGACGGAGGUGAGGCCUUCACCGCGGCCGUGUAAUGCGGUGAAGCAUUCAUCGCCUUCCUCUACAACGGGGUUGCAAUCAGUGCCCAAUCACCUCCCUCCUCUCAAGCAGUGAUUCAAUCACCGCCUUGCUCUGCCGCGGUGAAUAUCCAAACAUGCGUAGAUUGAGAAUUUUUUUCAUAACGUGUGUAUUUUGAGAAUUUUUUGUACAAACAUGUGUAACUUGGGAAUUUUCCAGCUAAGGUAGGUAAACCAAAUGGCCAUGUAAUGGACCACUUAGCUCAAUUCUCAAAUUAGACACGAGUAAAUCAAUGAUCAUGUAUUUAACCACAUAUUCCAAUUGAGUCUAGGCCAUGACUUGAACCAAGUGAAUUGUAACCCUUAUCAUGGGUCAAUAGCCAAACAUCAGUUACACAUUAGGCAGGUAAAUGAUAAUCAAAAGUCAAAACCACCGGUUGGAGGUGAAUUACUAGUAACAAUUUCAUUCAAAUCAUAUCAAAAUCCUUUACAAUAAGUUAGAAAGUUCUAACCCCAAGAAUCAAUGGAAUUAUCCCAUAAAAGAAGAAGAAAUACAAAAGGGGAGGCCAUCUUUUACCAGUCUUCGAAUCUAGAACUUCAAGCUUCCCAAGAUGUGAGCACCACCUACUUCUUCUCCAAGCUUUCUUCUCUUAUUUGUCAGCGAAAACCCUGCCUCUCUUCUCUUAAGUGUAUUGGAAAUGUCAAAUGGAGAUCCUCUUCCUUAAAAACAAGUAUUUGUUAUUAUAAGCAUGGGGACUAUUAUGAGAACAAACCAAGUAUCACAUCGGUAAUACAAGGGAAGGAACCAUUGUAUAUUAGUGUCCACCAAGCUCAUUAGUACGAGCCUUUUGGGAAGGAAAUCCAAGAGAAAAACCGUGUGGGCUUUGCCCAAAGCGGACAAUAUCAUACUAAUUGAGUUGCCCGAUUUCGACAUGUGGUAUCAGAGCCUGGUUCGAUUCGGGUCGGUGGACGCCGGUUUGGUGGGACCCUCAUUUGGUGGCAUCGGGAUUUGAGAUUCGUGCGGGUCAAAGGUGAUUCGCGUAUGUUUGGUGGAUCCAGGAGAAAUCCACGUUUCAGCUUGGCGGAUCAAAGAGAGUUCCGCAUUUAGGAAGCAGAUCAAAGAGAGUUCUGCAUCUGUGAAAAUCCUUGUACCCAGAAGCCCAUCGAUACAAGGUGUCUAGCGGAUCAAGAUAAUCGCCGAGGAGAGAACACAAAGUUGGUGGUCCUUGUCUUGAGGGGAGGAUUGUUAUGAGAACAAACCAAGUACCACAUCGGUAAUACAAGGGAAGGAACCCUUGUAUAUUAGUAUCCACCAAGCUCAUUAGUAUGAGGCCUUUUGGGGAGGAAACCCAAGAGUAAAAUUGUGUGGGCUUUGCCCAAAGCAAAAAAUAUCGUACAAAUUGAGCAGCCCGAUUUCGACAAGUGGUAUCAGAGCCUGAUUCGGUUCGGGGCGAUGGACGUCAGUUUGGUGGAACUCUCAUUCGGUGACCUCAGGAUUUGAGAUUUGCGUCUAGUUUGGUGGAUCCACGAGAGAUCCAUGUUUGGGAUACAUCUGGUUUGGCGGAUCAAGGGAGGUCUGCGUCUGUCUGGUGGAUCUAGGAGAGAUCCAUGUUUGUUUGGCGAAUCAAAGAGAGUUCCAUGUCUGGGAAAAUACUUGUAUCGAGAAGCCUAUCAAUACAAGGCGUCUGGCGGAUCAAGAUAAUCGUUGAGGGGAGGACGCAAAGUUCGUGGUCCUUAACUUGAGGGGAGGAUUGUUAUGGGACAAUCCAAGUACCACAUCGGAAAUACAAGGGAAGGAACCCUUGUAUAUUAGUGUCCACCAAGCUCAUUAGUACAAGGCCUUUUGGGGAGGACACCCAAAAGUAAAACCGUGCGGGCUUGGCCCAAAGAGGACAAUAUCGUACUAAUUGAGCUCCCCAGUUAUGACAGGGACGGACGGGUUCACGAGUUGAGAUCACGAUCUUGAAAUUCCAAGAGAUCCAGUAAACUCCCAAAACAAUGUUGCACUGCCAAAGUUGACUGUUGAAUUUGAAGAUUGUGGUCUUUAACUCUUCAACCAUGACUAUACAUAUAGCAAAGGCUAGCAUACGUCAGGCGUACACACUUGUUAUUUACACUUCAAUAUAUUUCGCUGAAUCAGAACAAUUUUAUAUAUAUACUGAUGGUUCUAUCAUACCUUGAGCAAAAUCAAAGUAUGGCAUACUAUAUGUUAGAAAAUGAUAUCUACACUUCGACUUGAUUGGAGUUUGGGAUAUGGUAUUGUACCCUAACCCUUAAUGAUUAAACUCUAGGUUUUAAUUAUAUAUAUGGGGAGUUCUACGGUACCCAGGGUGAAAUCCGGGGUACCGCAUACCUUGAGUAGGAAAACGCUAUUCAGAACUUGAAUUGACUGAUCUUUCGGACAUGAUACUAUACUCUAACCCUUAAAGAUCAAAAUCUAGGUCUUAAUUCUCUAGAUCUUAUACCCCAAGAUCAAUUUAAUUAGAAACAAUAAUCGACGGUUAUGAUUCUUCCAAAUAUAGGCAAAAAUAUCAAUGCACAAUCUUAGGGUUUAUAGUUUAUGAUUUAGAUAAUUAGAACCUAUGGUUCACUCAUUAAGGGUUAAGGUAUAGUAUCAUCCCCAAAAAUCCUGCUAAUUCAAGGUCUAGAUAGCGUUUUCAUACUCAAGGUAUGCGGUACCCCGGAUUUCACCUGGGGUACGGUAGAAGGCACCAUAUAUAUAUAUAUAUAUAUAUGGGUCAGACUCGUAUGCUCCAGACGCAUAGCAUGCUCCAGAUUCUCUACACCGUUGAUCUAAUCUAACGACAUUUAUUAAUACUAAUUAAAUUACAUGUAAUUUACUAUUUAAAGACUAUUAAAUGGUUCCAUUAUUUUCUCAUACGUGCUAUUUAAUUCCUAUACAUAUUUUGACAUAUCAAUUUUAUAAUACCUAAUUUUUUUCCAAUCAUAACUUAAUCCCCAAUUUUGGCAUUGUCUACAUUUGUAUUUUGUUUCUUCUCAGACUGUCAAGGCCAACUCCAAAUCCUUUCACGUUUCCUCUUCAUCUUGGUGGGUGAACCUUCUCCUCCCCCUUGGGCCUUGGCGAUCAUCAAAUCUAUCCCUAGCCGUCUCAUAUCGUCGAUCACUGGAAUUUUACACAUCCUGUAUAUCCCUCUCUUCGGAUAAUUUCCAGUUCAUCUCUCCGUCACCGCCACCACAUUACUCUCGACGAUCUCCGUCAGAAGUUCUCCCUAUACAGAAACUCAAGAUACGGAUCCCGUUGCGGCUGUUGCGUCUCCUUCCCCAAUGCCCCCUUCGUGUCCGAGAGAAAGACAUUCAGUUACAUGAGGCGAUUUCACAGUCUAAUUCCAUCAAGAACCCUAGGUAUAGUUUAAUCAGAAUUGGACAUCUGGAUCUCUAGGAAUAGUUCAAUCAAAAUUGGAAUAAAGCUACCACCCCAAACCACUAUUCCCAUAUCAAUUCACAAAAAUUUAUUCCAUAUAAGAUGGCCAACGAAUCCCCCAAACUGAUAAUGGACAAAUAACAGAGGGGAGAGCAGCAUGGUGAACCAAAAAAACAAAUUAUCUCCCCACAAUAAGUGCGCCCGCUGCUGUAGACGUGUAGAUGUUGUUGUGGAUCGGAGAUGACAAUUCCCGGCGAUUUCCUAAUCCUCCGCCGCCUUCCAAUCUUUUGUAUAUAGGGACGACGACUAGUCGACUACGAUGACGGUGUAUCAAACAUCAGCUUCGGUUUUAUUUACUCAAUUAUACAAUACAAGAUGAUUAUUCAUUGUUGGGGGAUUUUAAUGGACGUAUAAUUAUUUACGGGUGUAAUUAGUAAUUGUAAUUAUUAAUAAGAAAUUAGUUAAUUAUAAAUAAUAAUAGCCAUAGAUUAUAUCAAUGGUGGAAAGGCAUGGAGCGUACUAUGCGUCCGGAGCAUACGAGUCGUAUCCAUAUAUAUAUAUAUAUAUAUGGUGGUGUCUUCGGUGCACUCACUUUUUUGGGUGCAUUCAGUGCACUCGCUUCAUAAUCGUCAUUUUAAACAUGCGAUUUAUGUCAAAAUGAUGCCAAUCAUCACUUAUGAUGUGAUGAACAAUAACGUACAUGAAUUUGCACAAAAACCAUUAAAGAUUUACUUUAAUU